Mesoplodon densirostris (Blainville's beaked whale) is the source of this 1579-nucleotide messenger RNA. It is a transcript of the gene GPR3, whose product is annotated as G protein-coupled receptor 3. The coding region runs from base 295 to 1287 and encodes 330 amino acids. Gene Ontology annotation, biological process: G protein-coupled receptor signaling pathway. Gene Ontology annotation, molecular function: G protein-coupled receptor activity. The record is from RefSeq and is a predicted model, not a curated record. Gene Ontology annotation, cellular component: membrane. The transcript is spliced from 3 exons. Lineage: Eukaryota; Metazoa; Chordata; Mammalia; Artiodactyla; Ziphiidae.
UCGCUUCUCCCGCGGCCGUGGGGGCUUCUCGGGGUCCGCAUACACCCUGCGCAGCCUGGACCCGAGCGGAGCCUCCCCGGGGCCCGGCCGCGCCCGGUCCCGAGAGGAGAAAGAGACCUGCAGGACUCCGGGAGUUGGAAGGGAGAAUGAAGAGACCCAAGACAGGGAUCCCCAGGAAAAGAGACUCCUGCUAGCCUGGCAGCAUAGGAGAGGUUAAAGGUACCCUGGAAGGAGCUUCAGGGCAGGAGUGGGGGCGAAAAGGCAUUGGGACUCAGCCAGGUAUCCUGAGGUACCAUGAUGUGGGGUGCAGGCAGCCCCCUGGCCUGGCUCGCUGCUGGCCCAGGAAACAUGAACAUGAGCAGCGUGGGCUCAACAGAGGGACCCACAGGCCCAGCCACGCCACUGCCCUCACCUAGGGCCUGGGACGUAGUGCUGUGCAUCUCAGGUACCCUUGUGUCCUGUGAGAACGUGCUGGUGGUGGCCAUCAUCGUGGGCACUCCCGCCUUCCGCGCCCCCAUGUUCCUGCUGGUGGGCAGCCUGGCUGUGGCAGACCUGCUGGCAGGCCUGGGUCUGGUCAUGCACUUUGCUGCUGUCUUCUGCAUUGGCUCAGCAGAGAUGAGCCUGGUGCUGGUUGGCAUGCUGGCCAUGGCCUUUACUGCCAGCAUUGGCAGCCUACUGGCCAUCACCGUUGAUCGCUACCUUUCUCUGUACAAUGCCCUCACCUACUACUCAGAGACGACAGUGACGCGGACCUAUGCGAUGCUGGCCCUAGUGUGGGGAUGCGCACUGGGCCUGGGGCUGCUGCCUGUGCUGGCCUGGAACUGCCUGGAUGCCCGGGCCACGUGUGGCGUGGUAUAUCCACUCUCCAAGAACCAUCUGGUGGUCCUGGCCGUUGCUUUCUUCAUGGUGUUUGGCAUCAUGCUGCAGCUCUAUGCCCAGAUCUGUCGCAUCGUCUGCCGCCAUGCCCAGCAGAUUGCCCUCCAGCGGCACCUGCUUCCUGCCUCCCACUACGUGGCCACCCGAAAGGGCAUUGCCACCUUGGCCGUGGUGCUUGGCGCCUUUGCCGCCUGCUGGCUGCCCUUCACCGUCUACUGCCUGUUGGGCGAUGCCCACUCCCCUCCCCUCUACACCUAUCUCACCCUGCUCCCUGCCACCUACAACUCCAUGAUCAACCCCAUCAUCUAUGCCUUCCGCAACCAGGAUGUGCAGAAGGUGCUGUGGGCUGUCUGCUGCUGCUGUUCCUCUUCCAAGAUCCCCUUCCGAUCCCGUUCCCCCAGUGAUGUCUAGUCGCAUCCUGGUGACCCUUCAGCCCUGAUCACUACAGAAUUCCAGAAUGUUAGGUCCUCCAGGGCUUUGUUCCAACCCUCCAGCUCUGCACCCCAAGACCCAGCUGGUUCUGGAGUUCUAGGACUUUGGGUGUUUCACAGGAUUCUGUUCAGAUCCCUGCAGGGCCCAGCUGGCUCCAUGGUUCUAGAAUGUUCAGGUGGUCAGGGUUCCACUCAGAAAUGUCCCACAGCCCAGCUGGCUUGGAGUUCCAGUAUGCUGCUGGGUGUUUUACAGUGCCAUUCCAAGUCCCUGA